Adineta ricciae is the source of this 630-nucleotide messenger RNA. The record is from the annotation of a GenBank genome assembly. NCBI's taxonomy places the organism in Eukaryota, Metazoa, Rotifera, Eurotatoria, Adinetida, Adinetidae.
AUGUGUGCAUAUGAAACACAGCAUCGAGUUCUUAUACGCGACUCAGAGGAGAUUUCUCAGACAACGUUUGUUAAUCCAUGUGCAGCUUUGUCAUAUUUGAUUGAUCCGACUAUUCUUUCUUAUGGUUUAAUGCUGUCCGUUGGAUAUGUGUCUAUAAAUUGGUCCUUUCUACUGCUCCCAAUAGAACUUUCUAAGUCACCAUAUUCGUAUCCAACAAAUGAUGUGGGAUUGUUAACUGCUCUAACCAGUAGUGGUGUCUCGUUAGGUUCUUUCUGUGGUGGUAUGUUAACCGAUGUAGCUGCUACGAAAUGGGCUUCAAUUUCAAGAAUUACAGAAGGCCUAACCAUUCCAGGACUCAUCUGUUCUAUUUUCAUAGUGUCUGACCUGACUAUUUUCGGAUGGUCACUUCAAUAUCAUCUCAAUGCUGCUCUGCUCAUUCUCAGCGCCAUUUUCUUUUCCUUUGGACAUGCGAACAGCCAUGCGACCAGGAGUGAUGUCAUACUUUACUAUCAAAUACCUACAGCAUUCAGGUGUGAUUAUCUCAGUGAAUACUUUCCUACAGCAAUUAAUGGCAUCAGCUGGCGAAAAUAUCGUUCGUUAUCCAAUCUGGAAAGACGGAUGCUCCUUUGA